CCCGGCCCCGGCCCAUGGGGGUCCGCAGGUAGAGCCGCGUGCUCGGCCGGGCCGCAGCCGCGAUGGCCGCGCGCCGCCUGCUACUGCUAGGGAUCCUUAGCACCUCCUGGGCUCAGCCACCGGCACAGAAAGUAGCAGCCCUCGUCGGCACAUACCAGCAUGUGGACCGUGCCACCGGCCAGGUGCUGACGUGCGACAAGUGCCCUGCAGGAACCUAUGUCUCGGAGCACUGUACCAACACGAGCCUGCGUGUGUGCAGCAGCUGCCCGGCUGGGACCUUCACCAGGCACGAGAACGGCAUUGAGAAAUGCCAUGACUGUAGCCAGCCGUGCCCAGGGCUGAUGGUGGAGAAACUGCCAUGCUCUGCCUUGACCGACCGGGAGUGCACCUGCCCCCCUGGCAUGUUCCAGUCCAAUGCCACCUGUGCCCCCCACACUGUGUGUCCCGUGGGGUGGGGGGUGCGGAAGAAAGGGACCGAGAAUGAGGACGUGCGCUGCAGGCCAUGUGCGAGGGGCACCUUCUCCGAUAUGCCUUCCAGCGUGUUGAAGUGCAAAGCCUACACAGACUGCCUGAGCCACAACCUGGUGGUGGUCACGCCGGGGACCAGGGAGGCAGACAACAUCUGUGGCCCCCACCUGUCCCUCUAUAGCACCACCCUGGCCUCCCUGGACACCGCCAACUCUUCACACUUCAAUCCCAUGGAAUCCCAGGAAGUUCCCUACUCCACCUAUGUCCCUGAAGGCAUGAACUCAACAGAACCCAACUCUUCCGCCUCUCUUAGACCAAAGGUACCGAGCGGCUUCCAGGGAGUGAAAGUCCCUGACAAUACAAGCUCGGCAAAGGGGGAUGAAGGCUUGAACAAGACCCUCCCGACCCUCCGGGUGGUCAGCCAGCAUCAGGGCGCCCCCCACAGACACAUCCUGAAGCUGCUGCCGUCCAUGGAGGCCACGGGCAGCGAGAGGUCCAGCACUCCCGCCAAGGGCGCCAAGCGCGGCCAUGCGAGGCAGAGCCCACACAGGCACUUCGACAUCAACGAGCACCUGCCCUGGAUGAUCGUACUCUUCCUGCUGCUGGUGCUGGUGGUCAUCGUGGUGUGCAGCGUCCGGAAGAGCUCCCGGACGCUCAAGAAGGGGCCCCGACAAGACCCCAGUGCCAUCGUGGAGAAGGCGGGGCUAAAGAAGUCCCUGGCCCCGGCCCAGAACCGAGAGAAGUGGAUCUACUACUGCAACGGCCAUGGGAUUGACAUCCUGAAGCUGGUGGCAGCCCAGGUGGGGAGCCAGUGGAAGGACAUCUACCAAUUCCUGUGCAAUGCCAGCGAGAGGGAGGUGGCCGCCUUCUCCAACGGGUACACGGCGGACCAUGAGCGGGCUUAUGCCGCGCUACAGCACUGGACGGUGCGCGGCCCCGAGGCCAGCCUGGCACAGCUCAUCAGCGCCCUGCGGCAGCACCGGCGCAACGACGUAGUGGAGAAAAUCCGGGGGCUCAUGGAGGACACCACUCAGCUAGAAGCAGACAAACUGGCCCUUCCAAUGAGCCCCAGCCCUGCCAGCCCAAACCCCGGCCCCAGUGGGAAACUGGAAAAUGCUACGCUCCUCACGGUGGAGCCAUCACCCCUGGACAAGAAUAAGGGCUUCUUUGUGGACGAGUCCGAGCCCCUGCUCCGCUGCGACUCCACAUCCAGCGGGUCUUCGGCGCUCAGCAGGACGGGCUCCUUCAUUACCAAAGAUGUUCUUAGGGAUUAAGGAGACCCGAGAUCCUGUUGAGUUACUGUAACACAAUCAGACCUUGAAUUAUCUUCGGGAUAUUCCGUGUUGCACCCUUCAUAUUCAUGGCUGAAACUUGACCACACGAUUGCAGACAGACGGAUGGUUUCGCCUGCACACGGUGUCAAAUGCCUGAUUCCUCCCGCUCCUCCUCCUCCUGCUAACACGCUCUGGCCUGGAGAAAAUGAUGUCCUCAAGCCAUCAGGACUUGCUGUUUCGAUGGCUUACCCUCCAGGCCACCAAAGAACCUGAACUUCAUCUUUUAGGGAUUGAGUUGUUCUGAAAUACAUCGCUGCACUUUGGAAAGUCCAAAUCGAGUGCCAGGGGCAUGUUUUCCAUAGCAUUUGCCCAGCUUUUGCUUUCAGAGAUGUCUUGUUUUUUAUACAAACAUAGUCAAUAGGUCCAGUCUACCCUCAGGCUUUGGUCUUAUUGGGUUUCCUCCAUCAAUCACUAUAAUUAAAAAUGGCUGCAGCUGUAAGAACUCUUGUCUGAUAUAUUUGCAACUAUGCGCCCUUAUAAACCUACCCUCUAAUCCUCAGUGGCCAGGUUCUAAAACAAAGGUGGUGUGGCCUCCCUUUGUGCCAGCGGGGUUUGUGGGCAGUGGUGAGCGACUGAUAUCAGAAAAAUGCCUUCAAGUGUACUAAUUUAUUAAUAAAUACUAGGUGUUUGUUACUGGA
Molecule: messenger RNA, 2440 nt
Organism: Octodon degus (degu)
Lineage: Eukaryota; Metazoa; Chordata; Mammalia; Rodentia; Octodontidae
Gene: Tnfrsf21
Product: TNF receptor superfamily member 21
Exons: 6
Coding region: 63-1742 (559 amino acids)
Biological process (GO): neuron apoptotic process; humoral immune response; oligodendrocyte apoptotic process
Molecular function (GO): protein binding
Source: RefSeq, a predicted model, not a curated record